This is a messenger RNA of Schistosoma margrebowiei, 252 nucleotides long. The record is from the annotation of a GenBank genome assembly. Lineage: Eukaryota; Metazoa; Platyhelminthes; Trematoda; Strigeidida; Schistosomatidae.
AUGGAAUGCGGUAUAUUCAAACAUGUUUCCCUACACUCAAUUUUUUUAAACUCAAAUGAAAUAAAAUGUCUAAUCAUCCUGUCCUAUUAUUUAACAUAUAUGCGAUAUUGUAUUCAUGAAAAAAAGCGAUUAACAGUACAAUUACCUAAUUUAGAUGAAGAUUAUAUUGUUGAAUUUCUUAAAGAAGUUACUGAUUCCUCUAAAAAAACUAAAUGGGAAAAUAAAAGAGUAAAUAGACCAUGGGAAGAAUAA